AUGUCAAAACCAUUACAGAGAUACCAAAAACUUGGCUUGAAAGAGUUUUUACCAAGAAUUCACAGGUACCCGUUAGCCUGUAAAGACCUGAGCUUAAUUCUCAGAGGCGCUUACAAGAAAAUUCCCAAGAAUCUUCAAUCGCUCAUCUUCCAGGAUACCCUCACCGCCUUUCGUCUCCUCCCUCCCUGA
Messenger RNA from Prunus armeniaca (apricot), 189 nucleotides. NCBI's taxonomy places the organism in Eukaryota, Viridiplantae, Streptophyta, Magnoliopsida, Rosales, Rosaceae. The record is from the annotation of a GenBank genome assembly.